Lotus japonicus is the source of this 1276-nucleotide messenger RNA. RefSeq names its product RING-H2 finger protein ATL67. NCBI's taxonomy places the organism in Eukaryota, Viridiplantae, Streptophyta, Magnoliopsida, Fabales, Fabaceae. Gene Ontology annotation, biological process: protein ubiquitination. Gene Ontology annotation, molecular function: transferase activity. The record is from RefSeq and is a predicted model, not a curated record.
UUGAUAUUCAAAAUCUCCAAUGAAGCUUGAGAAGAGAUUCUUCUUUGCAACAGCAGCUCACAGCCUUUGUUUAUUUGUUGCCCGCAGGCACGACCAUGCACGAUCAACCAAAAAUUCCAAGCACUUUCUUCCCAGCACACUCCAACCUCCUCCCAAUCUUCACCACCACCAUUGUCCCAUAACAAACAUCAAAAUCAAACCAUAAAAUAAAAAAACACAACAACCAAAUCAACACCCAAUAAUUUACACUUGUUUAUAACUAGUGUUCCCAAUUCCCUGCACUUCCAAGUUCCAAAAGUCCAUGAUCAUCACCAAAUCAACACACAACAAAACAAUUUAAUGCCAUUUGUGUUGAGCUGAGCUGAGCUGGUCACAUCACACUAACAUUAGUAGUAUUAAAUGCAGCAACUAAUGCCCCCACCCACCCUUUUCCCCUAAGAAAAACCCUCCAUUCUCCUUCCACAAAUGGGUUAUUCCCCUUUUCAUCCCUCUCCUUCUUCUCCUCCAUGUCCUCUCCUCCUUACCCUUACAGUUACUCUUCACCACCACCACCACCACCCACUUCCCCUUACCUCACCAACCUCGGCUUCGGCUACUCAAUCGCCAUCGCCCUCGGCUUCCUCUUCCUCCUCUCAACCCUCAUCCUCUCUUCCUACCUCUGCUGCCGUGCUCUCCGCCACAACCGCCGCCGCGCCCCCGACGGCGUUGUUCUGCCGCGCAUCAUCUUCGUCGCCGAGGACGGCGACGAGGAGGAGGGGCCGCGCGUGUCGGGUCUGGACCCGAACGUGAUCAACUCGUACCCGAGGUUCCAGUACGCGGCGGCGGAACGCGGCCACGGCGAAACCACGUGCUCGAUCUGCCUCUGCGAGUUUAAGGAAGCGGAGAUGCUGAGGAUGAUGCCGGAGUGCCGCCACCAUUUUCACCUCUGUUGCCUUGACUCGUGGCUGAAGCUUAAUGGGUCUUGCCCUGUUUGCCGGAACUCGCCGAUGCCGACGCCGUUGUCGACGCCGCUGCAGGAAGUGGUGCCGCUCUCUCAGUACGCCGCUGAUAGGAGGACAAUUAGCAUGUAGUGGUGCCAGCUCGUUCUUAAAACAGUGGCAUGGUUCUUUCAAUCUUGCACUCACUGAUUAUUGCAAAACAUGAACACUAUGUGCAAGCCUUGUUGGACCCGGUCUUUAGAGCCUUAUGUUAGUCAAUUCCUCUCUAUCCUCAGUUGCAUUCUAUAGCUUCCUGCUAUAUUCUAUUCCCAGUUGCUCAUUAUUGCCCUUAUGGCUUA